AUGUCGAACCCCGACCUGGACCGCAAUUCGCUGCUGGGCGGUCGAACUAUUCAGUUCAACGCCUCGGCAUCUUCGCCUCGCUACUCGGAUUCGCCCUCUCCGGCAGCUGCCCUCGAUUCUCAGCUUCCACACCACCAUAACUCGGUUCCCCACUAUCACCAGAGCUGGCACCGCGAGCUAUUCGAUGUUGGCAUCUUCAAAGAUACCAUCUUUCCUAGUCUAUCCCUUCAUGGAUCUCUUGCCCUGGUCGCAUACGGCGUUGGCCGUGCUACAAACACCGUAGAGGUUAAGAAUUGGCUGUGGCCUACGGCGCCCAUCGCCAAUGCUUGGUGGUCAGCCAUUGGCCGCAAGGUCCAGCGAGGUCUGACGCUGGGUCAGGCCCUAUCGCUGCUCUCACGUCCGGAACGUCUCCUGUUGACCGGUGUCACUCUCUGGGGUGGCAGACUUUUGUACCGCAUCUCCAGCCGCUCUAUUAGGCGCCGCAAAGCCGGCAAGGGUACGGAUGAUACCCGAUGGGAGGAUGCCAAGAAGGAUCCUGACUUUUGGAAUCGGGCUAUUUUCACCAUAUUCCUCCCCGAGGCCCUGAUCCAGACUAUCAUCACACUCCCCUUUACGGCCCCAUACCAUCACCAGGGCAAGGUCCUGAGCGGCUACCAUCCUUUGGUCCAGAGCAUCGCCGUCGGCCUCUUCUCCGCCGGCUUGGCCCUGGAGAUCCUGGCGGAUACGCAGCUCUCGGCAUACAAGGAGACGGCCAACGACGAGCGCGCCGUGUGCAAGGAAGGUGUCUGGUCGCUCGUGCGCCACCCCAACUACCUGGGCGAUGCCCUCAUCCACUUUUCCUUCCCAGUCCUGCUCUACGGCUCGGACCUGCUGGCGCCCAUUGAGAUUCUCGGCAGUAUCGCAAACUACUUCUUCCUCCGCCACGUCGGCGGCGACAAGCAGACCGAGGCCCACCAGCACCGCCGCUACUCCCAGUCGAGUCUCGAAAAGCACGCCGACUUUGAGCGCUUCAAACAGAGCCACAACUCGUUUUGGCCCAAGGCCGACGUUCUGACCAAUAAGUGGUUGUGGAUCGUCUUGGGCACCGGCGCUGCAGUUGCCGCGGCUGAAGUGUCCAUUAAUCAGUUUGUUUAA
Pestalotiopsis fici W106-1 is the source of this 1134-nucleotide messenger RNA. RefSeq lists its product as uncharacterized. The record is from RefSeq and is a predicted model, not a curated record. Bases 1 to 1134 code for a protein of 377 amino acids. Gene Ontology annotation, cellular component: membrane. The transcript has a single exon. NCBI's taxonomy places the organism in Eukaryota, Fungi, Ascomycota, Sordariomycetes, Amphisphaeriales, Sporocadaceae.